Molecule: messenger RNA, 16090 nt
Organism: Bradysia coprophila
Lineage: Eukaryota; Metazoa; Arthropoda; Insecta; Diptera; Sciaridae
Gene: gw
Product: trinucleotide repeat containing adaptor protein gawky
Biological process (GO): positive regulation of nuclear-transcribed mRNA poly(A) tail shortening; miRNA-mediated gene silencing by inhibition of translation
Cellular component (GO): nucleoplasm; P-body
Molecular function (GO): protein binding; nucleic acid binding
Source: RefSeq, a predicted model, not a curated record
UGUCAAUUCGCUGUUUAAGACCGAUAAGCGCGCAGUGUUUGUGUUUGAUUGGAGGAAAGCAAAAAGCAAGAAAAAAGAAAAAUAAAUUUAUUGCUAGAUUGUGGGUAACGAUUUUCGUUCUUCGAUAACUACACCCGAUAUGGUUAGACGCUAGAAAUCGAUGAAAUUGUGAAAAAAAAAAUUACAAAUUUUCUUGCCAAAAAAUCUCACUCGAAAACUGUUGCUCUAAUGACCGUACAUCGUAAAUGUCGGAACGGCGUAGAAUAUUCAAUGAACAUUUCAUUCGUGUAUUUUGUGUGAAAAAAUGAACGUGAAAUUGCUAUUUUUAUUAAAAAGAAAAUUGUUGCUGGGUGUUGUAUCAGUGUGAAUCAGAACUGCAGCUGGAGCCCAUAAUGGUGGCUCUAGGCCAAUGUGUGCAGUAGCAUCCGCCCACGAGACAUAAUGCCUUUGUACAAAAUAAUGAGAAUAUCAAAACGAAAGUCAACUUCAACAAAUCUGAAUGAUAAGAUGCAAUCAUCUGAAGACAUACAACAUAAUCAUAAUCUAAUAGAAUGUAAUUUUAAGUACGACAUAAAUUCCUUCUUGGCUUCGCCAUCAAUAUCAUUCGAUAAACCGACAAAGUUAAAUCUAAUCGUUGCUGACGACCAUGGUGUUGAUGAUGAUAGUGAUAAAAAUAUAACCGAAAAAACCAACAAUAACACAAAUACCGUUAAAUAUUUAAAUCUGGCUAUACCAAAUUGUUGUCCUUAUGAUAACGAUAUCGUUAAUGUAACAACUGGUGGUGAUCAAUUUAUUAAUUAUUCAAAUAAUCAUAACAUUAAGUGUAAUCUAAAUAAGAUAAAUUUAUUCAUAAUCAGUAGUGUAAACACUAAGAUAAAAGUUAAUUUAAAUUCUUUAACGCUCCGUGACGAACAAAUGACGAAAAUCGGUUGGGCUAACGAUUUUCCGCGCAUUUGGCCGAUUGAUUUUAUUGGCGGAGCAACAUCUGUGAUAAAUAGCUCAAAAACUGAGACUCUUCUGGGGGGAUUAUCUCCGUCCGUAGAGGGCCUUGGCGUCUUGUUGCCCCCUGUUCAUAUGCAUAUUCAAAAUAUGCAACGUACUACGCCCAGCCACAUUGGAUCUUCCAGUCGCAAUAUCCUGACCUUGAUUACUCUAAACAAAAAUCAAAUACCUUAUUUAGUGAAAUUGAUGAUUUACAAAAAUUCAGACGAAAAUGAAUUGGCAAUUUUCAAUUCCUCGAAUACCAAUGUUACAAAAAUACUGGUGAUGAACAACAAUGAUAAUAUUAUGGAUGUGGAUGAUAAUUUCCGAGAUAAUAUUUGGAUUAUGGCUGUCGAUAAAUUAUUAGUGGCCAGCAACAAUUACACUAGCGGUAAGAUAUAUUUAUGUAUUAUAAAUGGAUGCGAUUAUCAUGAUUACGAUAAUUGUAAAUGGCAAUUACUUGAUCGUUAUUACUUGAUGUCUGUGAGCAGAAAUUCAUCUGUACUAUUACUAUUUAUGCAAUGUGUUCCAGAAAAACAAAUAUCGAUUAAUUGUUACUCAUUAUGCUAUAGUUAUGAAUCCUUAAACGUUACCGAACCAAUAAAUUUAGUGAUGAUAUUUAAUGAAAUGGAAAUUCUUAAUUUAAAAUUAAAUAAAAUUUCUUAUAAUAAUUAUGAAUAUAAUAAUAACGAUGAUGAUGAUGAUAACAAUGAUGAUGAUGAUGAUAAUUUUAACGAUGAAAUAAAUUUGAUGCUAACGAUGACGACUAAAUUGAUGUUGGAUGAAGGAAUAUCAUCAAUGCAACGGAAAGAUAAACAAUUUGAUAAUAAGAAAAUAUUUAUAAACAACAACAAAAUGGCGGCCACUUUAACAUUUAUUUUUACUAAUAAUAUUGAUGAUGAUGAUGAUUAUAAACCCAUGAUGAUUACUGCAAUGAACAAUAAUAAUAAUGAUUAUGAUGAUACAACUAACGGCAACAUUUUCGGUAUUACUACAAAUACUUACAACCAAUUCAACAAACUACAAAUCGAUCAUGAUGAUAUCGUUAUCGUAAUGUUAACGAUCGGUGAUGUGAACGAAAACAAUUUGAAAGGUGCAACGGUUCCAAACAUGAAAAUCUUUAAAAAUAUUAUUAAAAUUCAGGAAAUAAAUCAAAGUCAGUGUAUUCAUAAUAAUGAAAAUAUUAAUAAUAAAAGUGAAGAUAAUAUAAACAAUAAUUCUAACAUAAUUUACGUAAAUGAUAAGAAUUAUCACGAUAAUAAUAUUAAAAUUAAAAAUUUCAAUAAAAAAUUAUUUUAUUUUCUAAAAGAAUUUAAUCAAAUAAAUUAUAAAUUUAAAAUAAAUUAUAUAAAUUCAGUGCCGGACAACAACAAUGACAUCAACAAUAACUACAAAAUCAACAUUCCUGCUGCAAUAAUCAACAAUAUCGAUCUGUUACAAUCAUUGGAUGAUUUCAAGUUAGAUGUCGCAUCAGCAUCACAACAACAACAACAACAGCAACAACAAGCAUAUUAUAAUAUUGAUACAAUGGAUAAUUCAAUGAUGCCAAAUUGGACUGGCUACGAACGCCAUCAGAAUGAUGGCAACAACAUGAACAUCCACACCACAAUAAGUCACCAAAAACGAAUCAACGAUAACGUCGAUAACGAUGAUGUACAAUGUUUCAUCAAUGAACACAACAUGUGGCCGGCGUUUAUGCUUUAUAAACAGCCAAUAUGCAAAAGCUUUACUCAUACAAAUAUUAAACCUAAAACAAUUUCUACAACUAUAACAACAACAACAACAAAAACUACUACUACAACAACUACUAACAUAAUGAUAACUCAAUCCGACAUGAACAAGUCUGAAUACGCUUUUAAGAAAACACUUAAUAGUUUUAAGUCAAUACUAAUGGAUAAGGAUAGUGUAAUAAUAGACAGCGAUUUAGCGAAUCAACAACGCAUAAUGAUGCAUAAUGGAAGAACAACCAACCAGCAACAACUUCAUGAGAAACCUGAUAACGAUUUACUAAAUAAAUUACAACAAUCGAUGAUUACUGACCAUAUUGAUGAGUCUGAUGAUAAUAAUAAUGAUAAAUAUAAAAAUUUACAAAAAUUAUAUAAACAAUCAGGGAUUGUAUUCGACCACAAUUUCAUUAAAUUGAUGAAUUUUAAUAAGGCAAAUGCUACAAAUAAUCUAAAACAUAAUAAUUUAAUUAAGCAAGUUAUUAGCGAUAAUAAAAAUCUUAAUACAUGUGAUAUUGACGAGAAGAAUGAUUAUUUUAACGAUGCUAAGUCUGAUGAAUACAAAAACGUAAUGAAAACAAAACAAUUUGAUGAUAAUGUCAAUAUGCUACAACCGCCGCUAAAACCAAAACUAUUUUUAUCAUCAUCCAACAAUUAUAUGCCAUUCGAUCAAUUAACAAAAAUCGUUGCUCGAGAGAAAGAACUUGUUAACAAUUACUACGAAUGCGUUGCUGUCGAUAAAACCGACACAUCAUCAACUAUGGCGUCAAAUGACCGUUGGGGUAUACCUCGUAUGAUGCGUUUGAGAGGUGGCGUUGAACAGGCCUUGAAUAAUGGCACAACCGGAUGGGGUUCGCCACCCAGCAGUAGCUCAUCGACAAAUGCUGGAUCUUGGGGACCAACAUCCAAUGCCCAACAGCCACCUGCACAACAAUGGGGAGCCACUUCUCAGCAAUCAGGCAACACAUCACAACAACAGCCGAGGCAACCUGAUCCUAAUUCAAACAAUAAAAAUCCAUCACAGCAACAACCUGGCGCACCUGCGCAACAACAAAAUGCUCAAAUGAAUCCCAACCAACAAGUCAAUGUUGCUGCAAACUCUGCACAGCAACAAGGAAAUGGAAACAAUUGGAAUACUCAAGGUCAACAACAACCUCAGCAACCAAUAGGUGGUGUUCAACCGCCGCCAAAUAACAACAGCGGUAAUCCAAUUCCCGGUGGAAAUAAUAAUAAUGUUAAUCUUGCACAAGUAGCUGGCGUUGUUGGUGGCGGUACAUCGACAGCAGCGGCCAAAAAUCAAUUAGAGCAGCUUAACACAAUGCGCGAAGCAUUGUUUAGUCAAGAUGGAUGGGGCUGCCAACAUGUCAAUCAAGAUUCGAAUUGGGAUGUUCCUGGAACACCUGAGCCAGGAAUGAAAGUUGAUCCAACUGCUCCGCCCGUUUGGAAACCAACGAUCAACAACGGAACAGAAUUGUGGGAAGCGAAUUUACGUAACGGCGGUCAGCCACCUCCAACUCCUGUUCAAAAAACUCCAUGGGGUCAUACACCAUCAACAAAUUUGGGUGGCACAUGGGGUGAAGAUGACGAUGGCAGUGAAGCCGGUAAUGUUUGGACUGGCGCUCCAUCAGCAAAUCCACCUGCACAACAAUGGGGACAACCGAGCACUGGAAUGUGGCCGGCAACACAGACUGUUGGAGCAGCAGCCGGUCCGAAAAAAGAUGGUGAUUGGUCUGGAAAUGCUGCAUCUACUGGAAACACUAAUGCUGGAAAUGUCGGAGCUGCUGGAGUAGUUGGUGCUGGAGGUUCUGGAACAGCAAAUAACUGGGGCGAUCCUCGGGAAAUGCGUUCCGGUGGAAAUCCCAUGGAUUUAAGAGUUGAUCCUCGUGAAUUACGAGCUCCCGGCGGAACUGAUCCGCGAGCAGAGGCUUGUCAACGAGAUAUGCGUAUGGUUGAUCCACGCGAACAAAUGCGAGGUGAUAUGCGUGGUGAUCCUCGUGGUAUUUCUGGCCGUUUAAAUGGCACUUCCGAAAUGUGGGGUCAACAUCAUAAUCUAACACAUGGCAGUCAGAUGCCAUUAAACAAAAUGGGUGUUGGUCCGACAGCAGGAGUUGCAUCUACAACAGGCCAAUGGGGUGGAGCAUCCCAAGUUACUGGUCCGAAAGACUUAGCAGCAAUGAACAAACCAUCCGGUUGGGAAGAACCAUCUCCACCAGCACAACGACGCAGUAUGCCUAAUUUCGAUGACGGAACGUCGUUGUGGGGUCAACAGCAAGCACAACAGUCUCAACAACCACCAUCACAACAACAGCCACGUGGUGGUCCAUCGAAUGCUCACUGGAAAGAUAUGGCUGAUCCACAGGGACGCAAUAUGAUUCGAAAUGAAAUUCGUAAUGCCGUUGGACAAAGCGGUCCAGGUGUCGGAAAUGCUUCGACUCCGCUUCCACCGUCUCGAAUCGGUCCUAGUGGCCCUAUUAAAACCGACACUCCAAUGUGGGGUCAUGCUGGAGGAGCAGGACGCGUCAAUUCUUGGGACGAAGGACACUCUACUAAUUGGGAAGAUAAGAAUGCUGGUGGCGGAAUGAACGUUGGAGCUUCUGGCGCUUGGGAUGGUUUGCCAGCAGCAUCAUGGCCGAAUAAAAACAAGCAGAUUGGUGCUGGAGGUCAAGGCUGGCAAGACUCAGACACAAAUGAAUGGAACAAUGCUGGUGUGCCAAUGCCGAAACAGCAACAACCAUACAAAUCGAAUUCUAUGUUAGAAAUACUACGAAACAGUCGACAGUAUCAAAUGAUGGUUAAUCUGGGUUUAAAGAAGGAAGACAUCGAUCUGGCCUUGCGAGCAACGAAUUUUAAUCUUGAAGAUGCAACGGAAAUGCUAAAGCAUUCCGCUGCAGGUGUCGGAAUGGAUGUUUGGAGACGUCACGAUGAUCACGCAUCUAAUGCCUUCGAUCAUCCAGGCUUUCCACCAAAGAAUCAAUAUGGUCCAACGCCAUCAAUGCCAUUCCCAAACAACAAUCCAAAUCUCCUGAACAACAUUGCCAAUGCUGGUGGCAAUCCAAUAUCUAAUGUGGGCAAUAUGCAGCCCAUUCAAGCUCAAAAGUAUCUCAAUCAAGGUGGUCAUAAUGCUGGUAAUGGCAGCAACGGAAACAGUGGCGGCGUUCAAGGUGUAUCAGGUUUCAAUCAGGGUGCUGGUCAGGGUAAUCAAGCGACUGGACAAGGAUCCACUCAGCAUCUUCGCAUGCUCGUCCAACAAAUUCAAAUGGCUGUUCAAGCCGGCUAUCUCAAUCACCAAAUAUUAAAUCAACCAUUGGCACCAACCACGUUACAUCUUCUCAAUCAGUUGUUGUCCAAUAUCAAGCAACUUCAAAUGACGACAACAAAUAUGAAUCGUGGCGGUGUCAACAGCAUUCAAAUGACGUUAACCAUAACGAAAUUGAAAUUAGCAAUUUCUAGUUUACAAAAUCAAAUUGCUGCUCAACAAGCCAUUUACGUGAAACAGCAACAGCAAGGUCAACACGGCGGUAUGGGCAAUACGGGCGGAUCCACGUCGACUUCAAAUGACUAUUUGAGAGGCGUGCAGCAUAGCGACUCGAUAAACGCAUUGCAGGGUACAUUCUCUGAAAUGUCCAUGAAUAAAUUGCAAGAGCAAGGAUUCCAAACGCCUACAACUCCACAGUCUCGACUCAAUCAAUGGAAACUACCCACAGUAGACGCUUUAAAGGAUGGCAGUGAAGUGACUGAUUUUUCACGUGCUCCUGGAACUACGGCCAAAUCGACAAUGUCUACUUCAAAUUCGACCAUUGGUUCACUUGGCCUUCAAGGCGACGGCACUUGGUCAACUGGUCGUAAUUUGAACGAUGGAUGGCCCGAUUCCACUCAAGAACAAGAAAAACAAGAUUGGCCACCAUCUCAACCAUCUCCUGCUACUGCAUUUACGGAUUUGGUACCGGAAUUUGAACCCGGAAAGCCAUGGAAGGGAUCUCAAAUUAAAACCAUUGAGGAUGAUCCUAGCAUCACACCUGGUAGUGUUGCACGCAGUCCAUUAUCUAUAGCUGCCAAAGAUGAUUUGUUCGCUCCAAGCAGCAAAACGUCGCCCACCGACUUGCCACCAUUAAGCCUAUCGUCUUCAACUUGGAGCUUCAAUCCCACGUCUGGAUCGCAGCCCAAUUUUACAAGUGCAAUUUCGAAACUCAGCUCGAAAAGUAAUAGUUGGUCAGAUGGUGCUCCACAACAAGCAACACCAACUACAUCCGAAUUAUGGGGUGCUCCAAUGAGUAAAUCAGCACGUGGACCACCGCCAGGCUUGGGUACUAAUAAGGCUGGCGGAAAUGGUUCGGCAACUGGAACCAACGGUUGGAUUGGAAGUGGUUUAACCGGUCGUAGUAUGUCCGGCUCUUCAAACUGGGCUGUCAACAACAAUGCUGGAUGGUCUUCAAAUUGGUUGUUAUUGAAGAAUCUAACGGCACAGAUUGACGGUUCAACAUUGCGCACACUAUGCAUGCAACAUGGACCCCUAUUGACGUUCCAUCUGUACUUGACCCAUGGUAUUGCAUUGUGCAAAUAUUCGACUCGGGAAGAGGCAAACAAAGCACAAAUGGCACUGAACAAUUGCGUACUCGGCAAUACGACAAUUUGUGCUGAAUCGCCCAGUGACGGUGAAGUACAAAGUAUUUUGCAACAUUUAGGUGUACCAGGUGCAUCUCAAUCACAAUCUGGUGCUGCUAGUGGAUCGGGAGGAACAGUUGGAAGUGUGUCUGGAGGACAGUCGGCUUGGCGUCAACCAACUCAAGCGACACCUUCUCGAUCAGUUGAUACAUGGGGAUCUGGAUCCGUUUGGCCGAGCGCAAAUGCAGCCAGCGGUAGUGGAAAUCUCUGGACACCAUUAGACGGAGCCACCGAACGUGGCACACCUUCCAGUUUAAAUUCAUUCCUGCCCGAAAGUUUACUCGGUAGUGAAUUAAAUUAAAUUUAAAAAGAAAACAACAAAAAAACCGAAAAGUUUGCUAAAACUUGAAUAAAAGUGAACAGCUUGAAAAAGCGAAAUUUCAAAUUAAAAACUAAGUUAGAAGGUAAACAAAAAGAAGAAAAAUUUAAAAAUGUAAUUCAUUAAGUAUGUAGCACACACACACAAUUUUUAGCAUGUAAACGUUUUUUUUUGUGAACUUUAGAAGAUAUUUUAAAAGAAAACAAUGAGAAGUAAAAUGAAACACGAAAAAUACCAAAAUUAUUUGAGAGUUAAGAAGAGAUUAUGAACUAAAGUAUAAGAAUUUUUUAAUCCAUUUAAGAAGUAUAUAUAUAUACAAGAAUAAAAAACAAACAAAAAAAUAUUAAAAAAAAACUAUAAAAAAAAGAUAAUUAAAUUUAAAACUAACUAAGUAUAAAAAUUAAUUAAUGAAGAUUAAAAAGAAAAGCAAAACAAAGUCAACACACACGUAUCAUGAGUAAUCAUUAAAAAUAUAUUUAACAAAAUAUUAAGUUACAAAAACACAUACACAGAUACAUACAUACACACACCCAGAGAGAUACACACUAAAAAACAGAACAUUAAGCUAAAAAUUAAUUGUAACAUGAAGGGUAUGCGAUUGAAAUUGCAUAAAGUUGCAUAAAACAGUGAACAGUUGUAUAAAGUUGCAAUGAACCCGUACUUUAUACGACGAAUUUUGUUUUUAAAGUAAAAGUAAAACUAAUCAGUACAUCAGUGAAAAUGUGAGUCUUUAUUAGGGUCUUGUUUUUAGUUGUAUAACACAUUUUUAAAUCGUACCUUUGAUUAACCUUUUUUUUUAUCUAAUAUGUUAAUUUUAAAACUGAAAUUUUUAAGCUAAUUAAAUGACUUUAUUUUAGACUAAUGAAUUAACUUAUAUAACUUAGAGAUUACAAUAUAAAAAAUUAUAAAGUAAAAAUGAAGAAUUAAAUAAACAAAACAAAAAAAAUUAGUAAAAUCACAAUGCAAAAAAAUGAUUUGUGAAUUUUAUUUGAAUAUUUAACUAAGAAAUCAGUAUGACUUUAAUAAAAUGAAAUAUGACGGUUUUUAUGAAACAGUGUUAUUGAAUAAGAGAUGAAGAAGAGGAAGUAAAACACAAAAUUGAAAUCAGUUUUUUUUACGUGGCAUAAAUACGAAAAUAAAAUUAGUUAAAUAGCCGUAAAAAGAUUGAUGAUUAAAACUAAAAAAAGAACUAAAAUAAAAAUUGUUUCCCAUCCCAUCGUCGCUUUAAUUGAAUGUGAGUCUUUGUUUCUUUCGUUUUAAAAAACAUAUUUUUUAUUAAUAAAAAAAAAAUUGAAUAAAAAGCCAUUCGGUUGAUUUGAUUACGAUUAAAGUUUCUUUUUACCAUAAAUAAAAAAAAAUAAUUGUUGUGAUAAUUGAGCUAAAAAAAAAUAAAUAAAUGAAGUGACGAAGAAAAUCGAAUACUAAAAAACAAAAAAAAAACAAAAUGUUUUCGUAAUCACAUUACAUGAAAUUUUUUCACGAAAAAGAAUAUUUAAAAAGAAGUAAAAACUGAAAAGUAGAAACAAAAAUUCUCUAUCCAUUAAAAGUCCAUGUAAAAUGAACUGCACUGAUAUAUAUCGAAAACGGAAGUAACACUACCUUUCUACCUGAUGUAAAGAUGAAAAUAGUGAUUUAUAAACACUUAGUCAAUUUAUUUAAUUUUUAUUAUUUACGAUUUUUUUUUGUUUUUAAAUUUUGUUGUUUUUUCCAUUUUCUAUCCAUUCAUUUUAGUGUGUAGUUUCGUAACGCUCUUAUCCAGGAAUAGGAUAACAUUUAUUUAACAAAAAAAAAAGACUUCAAAAAGAAAAGAGCUGAUUUUGAUCAAUGACACCUUGUCUAAUCACAUCGUGUGCGCCAGAUAAAAACACAGAACUGAAUCUAUGCCAUAAUUUCACUAUAUAACCAUCAACCCAGUUAAAUAAAAAAAAUCCUCAAAAACAUUUCUGAAUAUCAUUCUACUGUAUGCUGAGCGCCAAUAUAUUUGAAAUUGUUCAUCAUCCCAAAAAUGUAUACCAAGUAAACUAGAGUUGUGGUAGAAUGGUAACGAAGAGAAGAACAGGUCUGUUUUUGGAUACAAAAAAAACCUUUUGUUUUAUGUUACACUAUCAAAAUGGCGGGAAUAUUUGAAAUGGUGCUUUAAAUAUUUUUGUGAUAAUUCCCUCAUUUUUUUCCCACAAUUCCGUUAAAUGUUUUUUUUUGUUACAAUUUUUACCACACCUAUUCCGACGAACAAGAUAAAAACUAAAUUGAUCUCCUCCACCGAUAAUUUUAUAUCAAUAAUCUAACUCACCUAUGACCUUUCUGUAUUUUGAUUCGUUUUGAAAGAGUGUUGCUCCGGAAAGAAACAAUCUCGAAAGCCACAAUCACAGUUUGUUGUUCAAUUGAAAAUAUUUGGCCCGAACAUACGAAUUCCAUGUUACUGGACCCAUCACAGUUGAGUAUCGUUUCUUAUUGAUUUUUAGUGCCUUAAAACGGUUGAUUAACGAACGAAGUCGGUAGCUUCUAGCUUCUUUUACAGAAUUUAUUGCUUUAAUAUGCAUUUUAUUGAAUAAAAAAAAGGUCCUAAUCCGGUUCCCAUGACAGUGUCAAUCAGUUGUCAGUUCAGGCAGUCAUACCAUUUUUAUAAUACCAGAGACACUUUUCCAUUGCAUUUAUGAUAACAAAUGAAUGGUUUACUUACACGGGAGAUUAUGUGAUGUGUUUCAGCGGAAAUGUUUAGAUGGACAGAAGUGCAUUCGGUGGCUGUUAUAUCUCGGCGCACACGUAUUGGAAUUUAAAUCAAAGAAAACGUAAGAAUUAAGAUUGGAUGUCUUCCAAACUUGCAACACGAAUUUACUGUAGCAUUUAUUUGUAUACGGUCAAGUUACUUCCCGUAAAAAGACAUUACCUAGAAGCAUAUUAAACAACUUGACUGUAGGUGUAUACGCUUAAGCUGUUCGAUAACAGUAUAGUGGUUACAUAGAUCUUAUCACCAUUUAAUCAAAAAAACGAAAAACAAAAAUUUCAGCCAAUUUAUCUCGUGACUCAUUGAAUGUGCCAAAAUUUUAUUUUCUUUUUUUUAAAACGCUAAAAUGAUCUAUUGCUAACACAACCAUUUUUCAAAUCAUUUUCAGCUCUUUUUCCAAACCCAAUUUUACUCUAAUGUUUUGCCUAAAUCAACAUUCGAUUUUAAAUGACGAUAUUUCCAUGGUAACUAAGAGCUAGUCAAAGAAUACAAUUUUAAUUCACACUGAAAAAGAAAGAAAGAAGAAAAAAUUGUCGUUGUGUUGUGGUAUCCUAGUCCAUUCAAAUAUUUUCUUAUGCUUCCUUCUCGCGCACUUUCGAAGAGAGCGUUACACAUUACAAUUUGUCUUAAAUAUUUAUAUAUUUUUUCGCAUGACAACGCAUGAAAGUUGAACGAGUUAACUAUCUCAAAAACAAAAGAAUGAAAAAAAAAAAUGAUUUUGUUUGAUUUUUUUGUUUAAUAUUUUGAUUUUAUUUUUGAUUUUCUGUUUCGUUUUUUUGUUCUUAUUUUUCAUUUUGGUUCUCUCAUCUCAUUACUCCGAAAUUUUGAAUACCAAAACACCAACCUAAUCAAUGUGACAUCCACAACAAUGAAUUUUCCUUGAAAAAAAUAAUGUAUUUUUGGAGAAAUGAAAAAAGUUCGAAAAUAUUUUCAAAAAUAAGAAGAGAAAAAAAUACACAAAUAAUGUUGACCAAUUGUGAUACGUUCGGUUUGUGAUUUUCUUUACAAAAGGAAUACAUACCAACGCCCAAAGCCUUCUUUAAAUUUGUAAUUUUAGUCAAAUAAAAAAAAAAUUAAAAAAAUUAAUUAGUUAAGUCAAAAAAUAAGAAAAAUAAAAAUAAAAUGGCAACAGUGUAUUUUAUGGAGCAAACAAAAAUAAAGUAAAAGGAAAAUGCUAUUGAUAUACACAACAUUUGUGAUGAGGUUAUAAGUUGGUUUGGUUGGAUGCGAUAUUUAUUUUGCAAACAAAAAUGGAAAAUGAACUAUGUUGAGCUAUGAAUAACCAUAAAUUAUUAAUAAAUAGUAAAAUCAUCGUCGUAACCAAAUAAAUAAAUGAAAAAAAAAUUAUCAAAAUAAGAAAUGAAUGUAAAAAACACAGCAAAACAUUUUCGUUUUUAAAUGUCUUUUUAACUUAAACUGCAAAGAAAUAAUAAAAAAACUUAAAAAAAUAAAUAAAAAUUAAAAUGGAAAAGAAAAUCUAAAAAAUAGAUGUUUGUGCCUAUUUGUUUGUUGUUACAAAAAUAAAAUUAAAUAAAAAAAAAAUUAUAAAAUUAAUAAGAUAAUCCACGCACACUGAACGUAUAAAAAGUAAAAAAAAGAAUGAUGAAGAAGAAAAGUAAAAAACAAUACGCAGACAACGUAUAAGACAAACAAAAAAUAUGAUGAAUGAAUAUUAUUAAACAAAAAUAUAAAAAAAAUAUUAAAAUUAAGAUUACUUAACAAUACAAAUGGCUAAAUCAAAUACACAAUUUUUCUGUAAAUUUGAGGGUGAUUUUUAUUUAAAAAAGAUUAUUAUUAUUUUAUUUCAAAUGUUUCAUCUAAACAAAAACAUUAAUUAGACUCGACAAUUCCACACACGGUCGUCAGAUGCAAGUUCCUUCCGAUUACAACUCGAUUUCUCAACAUUUAUUUCCGACAUUAUUUUUGGAUGAUCGUCUUCACAAUGGACACUCGAAGAAAAUCGAACAAAGCGCACACCUCAUUUCUGGCAAUUUUCGAUACGGAUUGCAUGUUUCGUUAAUUAAACGGGAAUGUAUCGGCGAUAAAUUGAAGAGGAGAAUUUAAUUUUUACUUUCUUUGAUUUAAGAAAAUGACAUCCAGUGAUUUUAAUAUUUUUGUUUCCACUUUCUAAUUAGCCGUAAGAGAAUUGCCAAACACCCACACAAUCGAGUCGUGAGGUACACCUACUUCCCAUUGACAUUGUAUGUAGCAUUCAGUAAUCAGUAAGCCUUCGUGUUUCCAGUUGGAUCAGUUGAAUUUUGUGUAAGAAUAAAUCGGUGUACCCGAUUUCUCCGUCAAUAUUCGUUACGUUUUUACUGCUACUUCUGCUACCCCCCACCUGUGAUUGAUUCGUUACUUUAUAAAAUAUAUUCUACUUACAUAAACGGCGAUCGAUAAUUAUCUGAAAAAAGUACUUCAUCGCUUGCCAGCUUAGUUAAAUAUUAUCUUGCCUUGCCGUCCGGCUUAUCUAGCGAAACAAAAAGGAUAACUGCAAAGCAUCACGUCAUUCCUAAAGUAAAUGUAACUUAAAUCAUAAAAUAUUUUGAUUUUGAUGACAGUUAUAACAAUGACAACCAUAAAAAUAUGAUAGACAUGUCCCGACGAAUACUACCUUAGAGCAAUUUAUCAGAAAAAUAUUUUGCUGCGAACUAUGUGAACCCUUAUAAUGACAACGUAAUUAUUACCUAAAACAAAGUUAAACGGAAGUGAUGCAUGUUUCACUUCGUUCGGUGGGUUAUUUUAAUUUGUUAAACAUCUACAUUCGAAGCGAAACUGUUAUUUUCUUGUCUAGAAAUAUUUAAAGAUAUUUGAUUUAUUAUUCUGAGUUGUCAAUUUAGUCUAAGCAAUAAUUUGAUUUUAUUCAAAUGUUCUCCUCAGCUAUCCGGUGAUUCUGUUGCUUAGUAUGAUUACUAGGAUACUUCCAGAGAAUUAUGUACCCAUAAGACAGUAAUGAGGUCACACUUAGUAUUAAAUUGCCCCAACCAGAGACCUAUUAGAAACGGCUAGCUAUUGUGUUAGCGUACGCUGAUAUGACAUAAUAAACUGUUGCAACUCAUGAAGUACAACAUUUUGUAUCAAACUCUAGCUAAUACUUAAAAACGGAAACCGAUUUAAUGAUCGCAUCACGCUUGCUGUUUGAUCAAUUUCCUUUAACUGAUUCUCAAAUUGAUAAUGCAAUCAAUCGUGUUUUGCUACUCGAAACACAAAAAAUAAAAUUUGAACUGCGCCCACACAUAGAUUCUCUCCACCUGAUUAUGGUUCCUAUAAGAAAAAAAAAACAUUUUGCUCAUCGUUGAACAAAAAUGUGUCAUUUUGCUCCGUUAGUCUUGAUAAAAAUGUGAUAAAUGUAACAAAAAAAAAAAAAAUGAUUGAGAUCAGCAUAACAUUUUCAUCCUUACAUUUUCGAUCAUUUAUUUGGUAAAAUAUAAAUCAAAUUUAUUCCAGACAAGUAUGAAGUCGAAGAAUUCCCCAGUGGUAAUGCUAAAUCUACGAAAAUAAGGCCUAUUUCCUAAGAGACUUAAUUAUUCAAAGAAGAAAGUUUUUUUUGGUUGUUGCUAAAACUGAGAUCUACAAAGUAAAAGGUCACGAAUUAUUAAAUAAAAUCUUACUUUCAGAGUCGAGAUUUCACUAUACUGAUUAAACGAUUAGAUGUUAUAGAUCUCUUUGUCAUUAAAAAAGAAAAAAAAGAAAAUUUUACAUGGAAGAUAUAUGGUAGAUGGACAAGGGUACUUUAUGAUUUAGGUAAACAAAAAACAUGAAAAAAAAGUCUUAUUGUAUGUAGCACAAUGAAAAUAUAGUAUGUGUCGGUUAAUGUGUUCAGUGCAUUAAUUACUAUGCAUUCGAAAUGCUUAAACAAUUAAAUAAAUUUUAAUGAAAAAUAAAAAUGGAAACGUGGAAAAUAAAAUUAAUGAAAAAGAGAAAAUAAUAAAAACAAUAAAUUCAAAGUGCAAUAUUAUGAUGAACGAAACUGAACCAUAAUUAAAAUAAACAAAAAAAAAUAUGAAAAUGAAAAAUAUUAUUAUAUCAUGUAUUUAUGUUGAUAGGCAAAUUAUUAAUUGAAAUAUAUUUUCCUAUCUGUGUAAUGCUCGUUUAUUUUAAUCUAUUUACUACAAAAAAUAAAUAGAAAAACACUUUACUAAGACUUAUUGACAUCUUUAAUGAAUAUAAACAUGAGAAAUUUAAAAAGUAAAAAAUGAUGAUGAUGAAGGGGAAGAGGAAAAAUUAUACACAAAAUCGAUAAGGUAAAAGAAUUAAUAUUUUUAAAAUGCGUAAAAAAGAAAUAAGAAAAAAAAAUAUUAAAAAAAUUACACAGUGGACGUAAAUAAAAAAACGCCUUUUUGAAACGCUUAUUCACCCAUAAUAAUUAUAAAUUAAAUGAAAAUGAUAACAAACAAUAACAAACAAAAAAAAUCGAAUGAUUUGUAUCCGUUUAUUUUUUAAACAUAAAAUAAUAAUGAAAGUAAAAAAAAAUGAAAAUGAAGAUAAAAUUUUGUAGAUGUUAGCAAACAAAAACGUGUAGCAAUGGAAUGAACAGACAAAACAAACAAACAAAAAUAUUACAUUAAAAACAAAAUAAAUCUUUAAAAAGUAAAUACAAAAACAAAUAAAAAUAAUAAAAUUCGAUGAAACAAAAAAUAAUAUGAAUGUUAACUGUAAUUGAAUUAUAAAAAUUCAGUGGUUCAUAGAAUUGCUGAGUCAGUGAUUUUUUUUUAAGAUGUUAAGCUUUGUAUUCAAUGUCUUUGGAAUUUAAUUUUUAAUUUAAUGUAACGCACACCAAUAAAAAAAAAAAACAAAACAAAAUUAUUAUCAAUUCGAAAUUACAAGUGCUAACUCAUGCGUACCUUUUUGCUGAUUUUUUUUAAUUGAUAAGAGAAAUUACUACACCUUGCACUCAUACGUCAAAACAGCAAAUGUCCGUUACAUACUUUGUUCUUACCAUUCACGAGACCAUUUACGAUUUAAGGAUACCAUAUACAAAAACAAAAUCUCAAUUCAAAAAAAUUUACUGCAUUUUCGCUCUCUGUUUUCCCAUUCAUAGAAUAGACUGUCAAAGUUACAUUAUCGGAGAUAUACUUUGAAGCCAUUCAAGUCAUUGCGUUCCAAUAUUCACAAAAUUCUUUGAUGGUAAAACGGAAUCAUUUUUCAGAAUUUCUUGCUUCAGAUUUUUCAUUGAAAGGGUAGUCGGACUUCGCAACCUACAGUUCGUUUUACCUUUAUUUUGUCUCCGUUUUUUGACACCGUUGACUGUAAUGCCUAUCAGAAUACUGAUAUAGUACUAAAUGGACAACAAUUAAGAGCAUAUAGGCCAUAAAUCCAUUCAGUUUGACCUCAUUUUUAUUGUUCAUUCGAAGCUGGUAUCCUUUAAUACGUUAAAAAAAUCUUUAAGUAAUGGACAUGGCGAAAAAAAGGCUAAAGAUAGCAACUGAAAUGAAAGAAAAUUUCUUUUUCUAAUUCAGCCCUAUUACAUCAUGAAUUUUAUUAUACUCCAGCUAUUGAAUCUAACGAAUUUCACUAAGAGACGUUUUUUUUGCCAAGAAAAACAAAACAAAACAUGUUCCCGGUAGUUCCCGGUAAUUGAUAUAAAUCUAGACAAAUGGAAAAGAUCACAAUUAAAAACAGUGAAAGUGAAACAGCUCACCCCGAUCAAUUGAAUAUAAAAUUAUAUAUUUAUAUAUAAAG